CCUACGUAAUACAGUCGAGGGAAAGAAGAGAGUAACUGAUUCGCCCUAGGUUCGCCAAUUCGUCGCAUACCAACACGAGUGCUGCCAUCUGUGACCGCAAGCCGCGCCAUAUCCGAUAAAAGGACCGAUGCACGAGAGGGAACGGCGCGGGUUUAGUUGGAAACUUGGAACAGACUAACAGGGACACGAAAGGAAAAUAUGAUGGAUGACCAGUCGGGCGACGACGAAAUAUUAAAUGUUGUAGAGGACGAUGCGAUUGUUGGAAAUCAGAAGAAGCACAAGAAACACAAACAUAAGAAGCACAAGAAACGGCAGGAGAAAUUCGACAGAGAUGAGGACGAUGACUCACCCGAACUUUCGUCGCCUUCUAAACCAGCUUUGAAAUUAAAGAUUAAGAUUGGAGGGGAGACGUUUGGUGAAAAAAGUGUUUCAAUAGAUGCUGUUUCCAAGGACAAAAUAAAACCAUCGAAAAGACAGGAGAAAGCUGAAAAAGCCAAAGAGCAACCGUGGUUAAUAUCAGAAGAUAAACCGAAGGGAGGCAAGAAGGGCGAUGCGAGCGUAAAGGUGGAGGACAGUGAUGAGGAGGAGCGAUGGCUGGACGCGCUGGAGGCGGGAGAUCUGGACGACAUGGGGGAGCUGAAGCGUGAUCGCAACACAUCCCUGAUGACCGCGCGUCAGAGGUCGCUGCUUGAUAGGCAGGAAGAUAUGUUACGUCGAGAGCAGGAAGAGCUGCUCAUUCCGAUAGAUCUGGAGCCUGUGGUUGUCACUCCGGAGCAACUUGAGCAGCGCAAGCAGAAGUCGCUGAAGAGAAAGGAGAUGGCGAUCGAGAAGAAGGAGAAAGAAAAGAAAAAUACUGUCAACAGACUGCUGUAUAAACAGGAUAGCAAGAGAGGCGGACGAGGCAAGGCGUCCAGCAAGACCACAUCGCUCGUGUCCUACAGGAAGACGCUGGACGGGAUAACGCUGUCGUUUCCCGCCGGAAUGGAGUUUCCUCUUCGGGCUCAGCGAACCACGCCGCCGCCGCCGGCCCGGGUCUGCGGGGUGGAUGGCUGCGAGAAUGUAAGAAAGUACUCGUGUCCUCGCACAGGCAUGUCACUCUGCAGCCUGCAGUGCUACAAGAAGAACCUGCGACGUCACUGCAACAGCGGGGAGUCCGUAACGCUAUAGCGUCCAUCAGAAUGAGGCCACAAUUAAAAAAUUCUUGUUUGUCCUCACCCGACCCAGGCUGAAAAGUUUGGGUAGGUAGGUUGGCUUUUUUUGGGGGCGGGGGCCUUACAAAUUCAGCACGGUGUCUACAUGCUCAGGUGUGCUUGUGUGGAGAUACUUUUUAUGUUGAAUGUUUGUUUUGCUUGGUACAUAUAAU
Molecule: messenger RNA, 1363 nt
Organism: Priapulus caudatus
Lineage: Eukaryota; Metazoa; Priapulida; Priapulimorpha; Priapulimorphida; Priapulidae
Product: INO80 complex subunit B-like
Exons: 9
Coding region: 199-1167 (322 amino acids)
Biological process (GO): chromatin remodeling
Cellular component (GO): Ino80 complex
Source: RefSeq, a predicted model, not a curated record